AUCCAACCAAAAAAAGUGCAAUAACGAGCCGUUCGGCGUGAUUUUCGACCGUAAAAUAUGUCCGAUUCCGUCGUUUCCAACCGGCAUAAGGAUUGUUUGCCUUGCCGGUUGGUCAGUGGAUUUGGUGUGAUCGGAAUGGGCGUCUAUAUGGCACUGCAGGCACAGAAACGACCAAAUAAACUCGGGCGCUACACGAUACACGCCGUAGCGAUAGCUGCCGGAGGUAUCGGAGUGGCACGGUUACUCGACGUAUAUCCGUUUGGACACAGUGGGGAAAAGUAGAAACGAGGCCCUGGAGGCCGGAUGAUUAUAGUUUAUGGAGAGAGUUUAUUGUAAAAUUAUAGGAUCCUUUAAAUAAAAUCACGGUUUAUUCCCUACCUUA
Molecule: messenger RNA, 382 nt
Organism: Anopheles darlingi
Lineage: Eukaryota; Metazoa; Arthropoda; Insecta; Diptera; Culicidae
Exons: 2
Coding region: 58-282 (74 amino acids)
Source: RefSeq, a predicted model, not a curated record